CUCAACAACCGUGUCUCUCUGCCACUGUACCACGUCACUUUUACAGAACAAUAACUGAAGCGCCACCGUGGUCUGUACAACGUGUAGCACCUUUCUGAACAACGUGUACCAUCUUUCGCCUCUGAAGUGCAUGGUCUUUAUAUACACGCACACAUGCACGUAUGUAUAUAAAGGCUGUUAACCUGUACUGGACCUUCGCUGUGUGUAUGGCCGUAUUUAAACACCAAGUUCCUGAGUGCGAAGAGUGAAGACCUGAUACCCUUGGAGUCAUGGCGAUGAGAUGGAUGUUGAUUGCUGUCCUAGCUAUAUGGGCUGUAGUGGCAGACGAAGCACCUACAGGAGAGGACCCGAUAGUCGACCCAAAUAGCCCUGAUUACAGAGAUGGUGUAAAGCACUUCGCCGAGCACUUCUCUGACGAUAUCGCCCACAAAUACUCGCGCGAAUUUAACACUGUGGAGUACCCUGAUGAUGACGAAGAUUAUGACGAAGAGGACGAGGACUAUGAGGAGGAGGACGAGGAAGAUGAAGAUGAUGAUGAAGAUGAUGAUGAUGAUGGCGAGGGCGGAUGCGGCGGAGGUGACGACGACGAUGACGAAGACUACUAUGAUGAAGACUACGACGACGACCGAAAUCCCGUCGAGAAAGUCAUCGACAUGUAUUUUCUCGUGAAGGGAGGUGGUCAUCCCGUGGUUGGAAAACUUCUCCCUCGUUCGAAGCAGCGAGAGCGUUCCGAACCCCAGCUCGAGCUCAUCCCCGAUACCCUUAGGACACAAUUGUUUAUAUAUGUUGUUUUCUUGCAUGAGUGUGAUUCUGAGUGUGUUUUCCAUUGUGUUGUUUGGCCGACAUAUCUUUUCACUGUUAAGCUCACACCUCAUCCACGAGGCGAAUUUUCCUUAUUACAUAUUGUUGAUUUCUUUAUUUGUUAUAUCGUUCGUAAUUUCUAGUUCCGUUCAUUUAUAUUUUACUCUGAAUUUAAUAGUCAGUGGUCUGUAAAAACAAGGACUUUCAUAAGUCUUCCUGCGUAUCUAUACUUAAAGGAAGUUCUCCGCCUACUGCAUGUCUGAUAAAAAGACCGAGGAAGGUGGAGAGCGGACGUAGCAACUAUUGAUAAAAGAGGAAGAAGGAGGAAAGGUGAUCUAUACCUGUACUGCAGUUCAUUCUUACCUCUUUUUCUUUUAUCGAUAGGCCAGCUUGUGUUGUGUGCUUGUUUGUCCCUUAAUCCUAUCAAAGAAGCCGGUUUUGGUUCCUACGGUAUAUGUUUAAGUGUGAAAGUGCUGUUAGUAGAAACCGAAACAAACAGUAAGUUUAGCAAUCACAUAUUGAGCAGAUGGACACAGUAAGGAAAAUGUACACUUAGAAAACAUUUUCAAAUUACAGGUUUGAACAGAUGUUUAUAUGUUAUCAGACUGGAUGCGGGAGUAUUUGUGAGAAAUAAACGUGUUAGUAUGUGUAUGUGUAGAGAUGCAUAUUACUUUAUAUUCAUAUGUGGAGUCUUAUAAAUAUAAUAAUGCAACACUGUUAUCCAGCUUUUUAAAGCUUCCUGUUAACGUGAAAAUAGACGCUUGCCAAACUGUACAUAAUCGCACAGAGUAAAAUGUUUUUUUCUUGA
Messenger RNA from Penaeus chinensis, 1609 nucleotides. Its product is annotated as pheromone-processing carboxypeptidase KEX1-like. Bases 270 to 944 code for a protein of 224 amino acids. The record is from RefSeq and is a predicted model, not a curated record. NCBI's taxonomy places the organism in Eukaryota, Metazoa, Arthropoda, Malacostraca, Decapoda, Penaeidae. The transcript is spliced from 3 exons.